Dendronephthya gigantea is the source of this 3174-nucleotide messenger RNA. RefSeq names its product tetratricopeptide repeat protein 28-like. NCBI's taxonomy places the organism in Eukaryota, Metazoa, Cnidaria, Anthozoa, Malacalcyonacea, Nephtheidae. The transcript has a single exon. Bases 1 to 3174 code for a protein of 1057 amino acids. Gene Ontology annotation, molecular function: protein binding. The record is from RefSeq and is a predicted model, not a curated record.
AUGGCAAAUACUAACGUCAGUUUGGGCAGUAACUAUCUUGCUUUAGGAAGAAAUAAAGAAGCACGCGACUAUUUCAAAGAAGCUUUAAAACUUAGCACCGCUAUAGGGUACCAGAGCGGAAUAGCGAACAGUUAUGGCAAUUUGGGAAAUAUUAAUAGUAACUUAGGUAAAUAUGAUAAAGCGAUUGAUUAUUCCAAAAAAGCCUUAGACAUAUGCAAUAGUAUUGGUGAUAAAACAGGAAUUGAGAAAAAUAGUAACAAUUUAGGCUGUGUUUACUUUCAUUUGGGUGAAUAUAAUAAAGCUAUUAAGUGUCUCGAAAAAUCUUUUGAAAUAGCAAAAGAAAUGGAUAACAAAUUGAGUGUAGCACGUGCCGCUAACAAUUUGGGUGAAACAUAUGCAAGAUUACGAGAGUACGAAAAAGCCAUCAGUUAUUCAAAAGUUGGCUUAGAAAUUAGCACGGCAAUCAACAACCGGUCAUGUAUGGCAAAUAGCAAUGGCGUUUUAGGUAAUGCAUAUUUCUUUUCCGGAGAAACUGAAAGAGCAAUCGACUAUUAUAAGAAAAAUCUAGAAUUAGAAACGGCAAUGGGUAUUAAAAAGGGAAUAGCUGGGGCUAAUGGCAAUUUGGGCAAUGCAUAUUGUAGUCUUGGGGAAUACGACAAGGCUAUCGAUUAUUACAAAACGAGUUUCGAAAUAAGCAAUUCCAUUGGUAAUCGCUUACAAAUAGCAACGAUCAAUAGCAAUUUGGGAAGUAUAUAUAGAAAAUUAGGUGAAUACGAAAAGGCCAUUGAGCAUUGUAAAACGGGCGUAGAAAUUAGCAUUGGCACUCGCGAUCCCUUUCUGCUAGCAGGCAGUUACCAUAAUCUUGGUAUCGCUUACCAGUGUAAAGGAGAGUAUGAAGUUGCAUCAACAGAGUUAAUGAAAUCAAUUAGCAUGUUCGAUGAACUAUUCCUAGAAAAGGUUCCAGACCAAAACAAACUCGCCUUUACAGGAAAAUACUUCCACGUCCAUAAAAUUUUAAUGACUUGUUUCACUUCUUCGGGCCGCAAAGAAUCCGCAUUAUUAGUGAUCGACCUUGGAAGGUCUAAAGAACUUCAUCUCUCCAUUGAAAGGAAACGGAAUUCAUUUGAUGCAGAUAUGUUCAGCUAUGCACGUUCUAUAUGGAGCAGAAUUGAGAAAAUUGAGGAAAAUCUGGAAAUAGAGCGAAUACAGAACAUUCUUCAGGUGGGAAACGAUGAAACCUCGAUAUUAGUAUUUGCUUUUGACUUGGAAAAUUCACUCAAUGUUUGGGUUUUGAAUAGUGAUGUCAUCUUUAAGUGCUUGAUAUCAGAUGAACGAUUAAGAAAAUUUCCCUUCCUCUUAAAUAGGUUUUACACAAAGAUAGGUGUAACUGUGAAUCGAAAUUCUUCAUUUUUCCAACAGGAUUCACUUUCAAAUGUCGAUAGUUUUGAUAGUCAUUUGAUCUCACCACCAGCAAAGCCAUGUAAAAAAGGAAGGCUUGAAGACUUGUACGAAAAAGAUCCGUUUCCUGAUCAUUUAAGCCAUGAAACUAUUUUGAAAGGACUGUUCGAUCUUCUCAUUCAACCGAUAAGAGAUGCUGUCAAAGGAAAUAAGCUCAUUGUUGUUCCUGACAAGCAAUUGUUUUUUGUGCCAUUUUCGUCCCUGAUUGAUGAAAAUGGGAGGUAUUUAUCUCAGAGUUACAGCAUUCAAGUAACGCCCUCAUUACACACUCUGACGUUUACCAAAAAACAGCACAAAAACUAUGAACUCGGCUUUGCGUUGUUUGUUGGUAAUCCAAAAGUUGGGAAGGUUUCUUUGAAUGGCAAAGAUUUCAUACCUGCUGAACUACCUAAGGCAGCUGAGGAAGUAAACUGUCUUUCAAAGCUCUUUCAAGCUAAACCCUUAGUAGGAAGUGAAGCUAGGAAAAAAGUCGUCCUCAGCCUUUUAGGUGGUGCUACUAUAAUUCAUAUUGCUGCUCAUGGUGAACCGAACAGAGGUGAAAUAAUGCUUGCUCCUGACCUUUCCUUAAAUGAAUCAUUUUCGUCUCCACCAAAUCCAGAUUCCUAUCUCCUCACACAAAACGAUAUUACGGGCAUUGCACUGCAAGCUCAAUUGGUUGUUCUGUGCUGUUGUCACACAGGUCAAGGCGAGAUUUCUUCAGAAGGUGUCAUAGGUAUAGCUCGGUCUUUUCUUGCUGCUGGAGCUCGCUCUGUUCUCGCCACACUCUGGCCCAUUAGUGAUGAUGCAACAAAAGAGUUUAUGGAAGCAUUCUACGGCGAACUGCUUCAGGGAACAUCAGUUUGUGAAGCCUUAAGAAGGGUAAUGAACCUCUUUCAGCAAUACGAAAGAGAAGAUUACCGCUCCUUUUUAAUUUGGGCUCCAUUUACUCUCUAUGGGGAGGAUGUGAUGUUUACAAAAGGCGACAUUAAAAAAAUCAGAGAAAAAUCCGAGUGUGGUUUUGCGUUGUUUGUUGGUAAUCCAACGUCAGACUUGCCUAAAGCCACUGAGGAAGUUAAUUCUCUGUCAAAGCGUUUCAAAGCAAAGGCCUUCGUGGAGGGCGAAGCCAAGAAACAGGUUUUGCUGGGACUUUUGAGCGGGGCAAGUAUUAUCCAUAUUUCUGCACAUAUUGAACCUAAGCAAUGUGCAAUAAUGCUUUCUCCAUGUGGCUCCUCGAAUCAAGGUUCUUUGACUCUUCCUAAGCAGGAUGACUUUUUGACGCAAAGGGAUGUUCAGGGUCUUUCUCUGAAAGCUGGCUUGGUUGUCUUAUGCCUAGGUCACUCUGAGCAAGACGAGAUCUCUCCAGAAGGUGUUGAAACUUUAGCUCAGUCUUUUCUUGAAGCCGGAGCUCGCUCUGUUCUUUCCAUACUAAGGCACAGUGAUGAUGAUGCAACAACGCAGUUCAUAAAAGCAUUUUAUAAUAACUUACUGCAUGAAUCAUCAGUCAGGGAGGCGCUAGAGAAGACAAAGGAACUCUUUGAAAAGCACGAUAAAGAGUCGCAUCGAUCCAUUGUAGGUCGUUCUCCGUUUACAAUCUUCGGAGAAGAUGUGAUGUUUCAAAAACACGACAUCGAAAAGAUAAGAGAGAAAUCUCACAAAAUGUUUUCUGGUUUUGUUGUAUUACCAACUGAUGAGCUUACUGGUUCAGUUCAAAAUUUUAACCUACUAGAUAAACCGUAG